Messenger RNA from Schizosaccharomyces octosporus yFS286, 1204 nucleotides. RefSeq names its product 18S rRNA dimethylase. Bases 110 to 1033 code for a protein of 307 amino acids. Gene Ontology annotation, cellular component: mitochondrial matrix. Lineage: Eukaryota; Fungi; Ascomycota; Schizosaccharomycetes; Schizosaccharomycetales; Schizosaccharomycetaceae. The record is from RefSeq and is a predicted model, not a curated record. Gene Ontology annotation, molecular function: rRNA (adenine-N6,N6-)-dimethyltransferase activity. The transcript has 2 exons. Gene Ontology annotation, biological process: rRNA methylation.
AGUAAAUCACAAUAAACGGAUAACGAAUUGCACACAAGUGGCUUAUCCAAAAGAGAAAAACCAACGAAAAUUCCAAUGAGUCUCUACUCAUUUUAAUACCUUUAGAACAAUGGGCAAAGUACGUGCUCGUACAAAUAAUGCUGCUUCUCAAGCCGAAGCUAGAAAUGCAGUCUUUAAGUUCAAUAAAGAUUUUGGCCAGCACAUCUUGAAAAAUCCUCUUGUUGCACAAGGCAUUGUUGACAAGGCUGACAUUAAACAAUCAGACACAGUACUUGAAGUUGGUCCUGGUACUGGUAACUUGACUGUCCGUAUGCUCGAAAAGGCUAAAAAAGUCAUUGCCGUGGAAAUGGAUCCUCGUAUGGCUGCAGAAUUGACGAAACGUGUACAGGGUACUCCUUACGAAAAGAAGUUGCAGGUGAUUUUAGGAGAUGUCGUCAAAACAGAUCUCCCCUAUUUCGAUGUUUGUGUCUCCAACACACCAUAUCAAAUUUCUUCACCUUUGGUUUUCAAAAUCCUCCAACAAAAGCCAGCUCCUCGUUCAAGUAUUCUUAUGUUUCAGCGUGAAUUUGCUUUGCGUUUAAUUGCCCGACCUGGCGACGCUUUAUAUUGUCGCUUGUCUGCAAACGUUCAAAUGUGGGCUCACGUGAAACACAUUAUGAAGGUUGGUAAAAACAACUUUAGACCCCCUCCUCUUGUCGAGUCUAGUGUCGUUCGUAUUGAACCUAAGAGCCCAGCUCCUCCAAUUUCGUUUGAGGAAUGGGAUGGUCUUUUGCGAAUCAUCUUUAUGAGAAAAAACAAAACCGUUGGUGCUUGUUUCAAGUCAGGAUCCGUAUUAGAAUUGAUAGAGAGAAAUUACAGGACUUGGUGCUCUCAGAACGAACGGAUGAUUGAAGAUAACUUUGACGUUAAGGUUUUAAUAGACCAAGUUCUUACAAGCAUCAAUCUUCAAGAUGCUCGUGGAUCAAAAUGCGGCGAAACAGAGUUCUUGGCUCUAUUGCAUGCUUUCCAUCAAGUUGGUAUACAUUUUGCAUAACCGAACGGAAUCAUUUAUUUAUGUUAUUUUUUGUUUUUUUGAGGGUAUCUGAGGUUAUUGGUAAUUUGGUCGGAAGGUUGCUUAAAAAGUAUUCAUAGUUUGACUAAUAAUUUCCUGUCUAGUAAAUAAAUAAUCAAUCUAAAUAAUAUACAAUCUUGGGAAUAAUCUCGA